AUGUGGCUGUCAAGACUAAAGCUUUCAUCCUUCCCAAUUCGAAGAUUCUCCACUUAUUUCACAAAAGACCACGAAUGGGUUGCCUACAACAAAACCGACAGAAUAGGCACAGUGGGAAUCACUGAUCACGCCCAGUCUCAGCUUGGAGACGUUGUCCAUUUAGAUCUCCCUACAAUUGGUGCCCAUUUCAAGCAAGGCGAUAUUAUUGGAGUCGUUGAGAGUGUCAAAACAGUCGCUGAUGUAUAUUCUCCUAUAUCUGGAAAGGUUGUUGAAGUGAAUUCCGGCUUAGCUAAAACGCCUGAGCUCGUUAACCAGCAGGCAGAAUCUGAUGGGUGGAUUGCAAAAAUUAGACUCGAUCAGCCUGGAGAAUUAGACAAAUUACUAGACAGAGUCCAAUACGACAAACUUUUGGAGGAAGAGCAGCAUUAA
Molecule: messenger RNA, 429 nt
Organism: Blepharisma stoltei
Lineage: Eukaryota; Ciliophora; Heterotrichea; Heterotrichida; Blepharismidae
Source: the annotation of a GenBank genome assembly